Molecule: messenger RNA, 882 nt
Organism: Melampsora larici-populina 98AG31
Lineage: Eukaryota; Fungi; Basidiomycota; Pucciniomycetes; Pucciniales; Melampsoraceae
Exons: 4
Coding region: 1-882 (293 amino acids)
Source: RefSeq, a predicted model, not a curated record
AUGUUGACUUCUACAAUCAAAUCAAUUCCUCAUCAAACCCUAGUAUUGAUCGCUUCAUACUUACUUAUCAGCCAAUCUCAAUUCACUCAAGCCCAAGCUACCCCUGCUCAAAUUGUCGAAGUUAUCUCUAAAUAUGAUGCUUUAAAUCUUUCGUCAGAAUAUCCAGUUGGUCUUGGAAUCCCACUUAAAGCUUUAGCUUUGCUCAACGUAAAUUAUCCUAAUGGCCCCGUAAACCUUGGUCAACCUUACAACAAGACAGAUGUUUCCACUAAGCCUACUAUCAGCAUCACUCCUGUUGUCGCUACUGUGGAGAACUUCGAAUCCCCUAAUGUCUUUACACUCAUCAUGUCUGAUGCCAAUACGCUCGGAAACCCGGACCCUCAAGGCGGCUUUCGUCACUACCUACAAAACGGUGUUACCUUUGGUGAUCUUACGCCAAACAAUACCUUGAACAUCAAUGAAGGAUCAGGAACGGUGGUCACCGAUUACGUUGGACCCGGUCCAUCUCUCAACUCAGGACCGCAUCGUUAUACAUGGCUCUUAUUUAUUCAACCUUCAGGAUCAUUUAAUCCUCCUUCAAACUUAUCAGCUGAAAAUACUGGAAAGGGACAUUGGGAUCUAAAGUCAUAUGUUAACUCAAGUGGAUUAGGUGAUCUGGUAGCCGCGAGCUUCUUUACCGUCCAGAAUGGAACUGCCACUUUCUCGUCUAAUGGGACUAACUCUACCUCUUCUGGGAAUGGCACAUCUACCAACACUACAUCUUCUGCCAAAAGCAAUGCUAACCACGCUAGUUUUGCACCAGGUCAAUAUGUUAACUCGAUUGAUUUGAUGAAGACUAUUUUUGCAAGUGCAGUUGUUGGUAUCAGUUCAUUGUUGGUUUGA